Propithecus coquereli (Coquerel's sifaka) is the source of this 1287-nucleotide messenger RNA. RefSeq names its product chromosome unknown open reading frame, human C10orf67. The record is from RefSeq and is a predicted model, not a curated record. The transcript has 8 exons. Lineage: Eukaryota; Metazoa; Chordata; Mammalia; Primates; Indriidae. Bases 1 to 1287 code for a protein of 428 amino acids.
AUGGCAACGGACGCCGGCCCCGGACUCCGACUCCGCAGCGCGCGGCUCGGCGGGAGCGCGCGUCCGGGCUCGGAUGGCGAGCUGGGGCGACGCGCCCGCGACGGAGGAGUGCUGGAGGAUCCUCGAGAGCCUCGAGGCCUCUAUCGAGCAGUUCCAGGUCAACCGCAGGUGACCCGCGGGGCCCUCGCGCCGGCCCGCCCUGGCUCCGGCCGCGGGACUGCAGCUUUGGCUCCUAUAAUACUUAACAUUUCAGAUGAUUUAAAGGUUGGCUUUUUCAACACAGACCACGCUACUCAAACAGAUUCCAGUGAAAUUUUGCCAGUAAAAGAGUUGAGUUCAACUACACAAAAUUUGGUGCAGAUUGUUAAAUCCCUCCAGGUGGAGUUUGGGUUCCUCAAACAGUUGCUUCAGUUGAAGUUUGAGGACAGACUUAAAGAGGAGUCUUACAAUCUCCUCAAUGUUCUACGUGACAGGAUCGGAGAGCUCGAAAAACACCGUCAACAGAAUGAGGAUAAUAUGAGAAAAUGCUUCUAUCAGCAGUUAGCUGACGCCAUAGCUGUUGUCAAAGGAAUGUACCAGCAAUUCUUUGAGGUCGAAGAAGAGGAGAUUUCUUUGCAAGAUGCAAACACUGUCAAAAUGAACAUUUUGUCAAGAAAACUGAAAGAAAAAGAAGACAUUAUUAAGGAAUUAGAAGAAGAACUAGACCAAUAUGAAGAAUACGGAUUUCCAAAACUUGGCUCUUUGGCCAAAGACACCAGCUCUACAAAGUCAGCCCUACAAAAGGAAAAUUUGGAGUACAAAGUGAAAAACGAGAGACUGCUUCAAAUCGUUUCAGAGCUGGAGGAGGAAGUCGGAUUCAAUAUAAAAGAAAAUUCAGCAUUAGAAGAUGAAGUUAUAAGUCUGAAAGAGAAGGCCGAAAAGGAUCAGAGAACUAUUCAAAAGGCUGGGGGCCUCCACACAGCCCGCCUCCGUCGAGCCAAGCGCCAGCGCUUCUCCAAAGCGAUGUCGGCGCAACAGGUUGGUUGGAACAGGUGCCAGCCAGCCAGGGAAGGGGGUGGCAUUAAGCUGCGGGGAUCAGCCAAGAGCCGAGACUCCCCGAGAAGCGAGAGUAAAUCCCCAGGGGCUCUAAAGUGGAAGCGGCUAAAAACCUGCGCCCCCGCCACUGCCGCUGCUAGCGCCGGCGCCUCAGCCCGGAGGCAAAGCCAGCUCGCCACAGCCUGCGCCCCGGGCCACACGGUCCUCUGCAGGCGGCCGCCCGAGGGCCUCCCGCCCGACACUGGGGCGUAG